AGACGAGGAAGUAUGUGAUGCACCUUGCCAUCUAAGGUGCAUGAUACAGAUCAACUCAGUUUGAAUCCCUUUGCCAUUUCCAUCGAAUCGAGAACUCUCUCUCUCUCUCUUCCUCUAUACGCUCCUCUCACUCUCUCUCAUUCCCUUUAAUUUGAAAAUUCUUGUUGCAUCUGCAUACGCGCACUCGUGACUCCUUUUCAUUUAUUAGUUUGUUGUGUGAACCCUCUCCCCCCUCACCCACCCGUAACAAUAACAUCAUUCUUUCCCUUUUUGUUUUCGGUAAAUUAAACCCUCUUUCUUAUUUUGAAUUUUCCAUUCCUUUUAUUCCUCUCUGUAAUGAGCUUCUGAUCAUUCAGUCAUUUCAGGAACAUUUGCCAUAUAAAGGCAGAAUUCAUUCUUUGACUAGAGAGGUGUAAUUAGAGUAAACACCCAAAAUUGGUUCCCAAUGAAUUUCAGAUCAAAUACUUUGGUCCCCAACAAACUUUCAUUACUGUGGAAGUCCCUAACAAAUUCUGAGGGACUUCUAGAGUAAUAAAAAUUUGUUAUGGAGCAAAGUGUCCAUUUUGGAAAUUUUUGGGGCAAUAUGAGUGUUUACUUGUAUAAUUCAUUGGUUGUAAUUGAGGAGAUGUGCAUAAGGGCUGUUGCAGAUUGCUUUUAAUAGCAUGGCAUCAAGUAAUCCAUUCUUUGACGAUAUAAGGACCAAAACUGAAGUUGAUCCCCCUCAAAAUGAGGAGGCAACAGAUGUUAGUGAAUUAGUAAAUGAUCCUGCCCUAACUUCUCUCAAACCUAAUGGGACUGUUUCAAGCAGUGUUCGUGAGCUUUUAGAGUGUCCUGUAUGCCUGAAUGCAAUGUACCCUCCAAUCCAUCAGUGUUCAAAUGGCCACACGAUAUGCUCAGGUUGCAAACCAAGGGUCCACAAUCGGUGCCCUACUUGUAGGCAUGAACUUGGCAAUAUCAGAUGUUUAGCACUAGAGAAGGUGGCUGCAUCUUUGGAACUUCCUUGUAAAUAUCAAGGUUUUGGGUGUAUUGGUAUCUAUCCAUAUUAUAGCAAGCUGAAACACGAAUCCCAGUGUGCAUAUAGACCAUAUAACUGUCCAUAUGCUGGUUCAGAAUGCUCAGCUAUGGGUGAUAUACCCUACUUAGUGGCCCAUUUGAAAGAUGAUCACAAAGUGGACAUGCACAAUGGUAGCACUUUUAACCAUCGUUAUGUCAAAUCAAAUCCACAAGAGGUUGAAAAUGCCACAUGGAUGCUCACGGUUUUCAGCUGCUUUGGUCAGUAUUUUUGUCUACACUUUGAAGCUUUUCAGCUAGGAAUGGCUCCUGUCUACAUAGCCUUUUUGCGAUUUAUGGGUGAUGAUAAUGAGGCAAAGAAUUAUAGCUACAGUCUAGAAGUGGGUGGAAAUGGGAGGAAGAUGAUUUGGCAGGGUGUUCCUAGAAGCAUUAGGGACAGCCAUCGCAAGGUUCGUGACAGUUUUGACGGUCUCAUAAUUCAGCGGAAUAUGGCUCUAUUCUUCUCCGGCGGCGACAGGAAAGAAUUAAAGCUAAGGGUUACCGGUAGGAUCUGGAAAGAACAGUGACUGAUUAGAGAGAUUGUGUCCUAGCAGCAAUGGUAUUAGAGUGAAGUAGUUUGUAGCGCAGCGUAUUUCUUAUAGUGAUGAAUAUUCUGGUCAUGUAUUUUGUUUUGUCAUGUCAUUUUGGGGGCAAACACUCUUUUGCUAAUCCUUGUAUCAAAUACAUGAACAAGAAGUAAUGGUGUAAUGUACGAUCACUAUGAUAAUUGCCAAUAGAGAUGUAGAACCUUAGCCUGCUCUGUCUAUGUUUUUUUUUUCAUCUAUAGUAGUCAAUGGUUAAGAGAAGCUGAACAAACGUUCUUGUUAGGCAUAUUG
Messenger RNA from Arachis ipaensis, 1886 nucleotides. Lineage: Eukaryota; Viridiplantae; Streptophyta; Magnoliopsida; Fabales; Fabaceae. The record is from RefSeq and is a predicted model, not a curated record.